This is a messenger RNA of Diprion similis, 1860 nucleotides long. It is a transcript of the gene pyd3, whose product is annotated as beta-ureidopropionase. Lineage: Eukaryota; Metazoa; Arthropoda; Insecta; Hymenoptera; Diprionidae. The transcript is spliced from 6 exons. Gene Ontology annotation, molecular function: beta-ureidopropionase activity. The record is from RefSeq and is a predicted model, not a curated record. The coding region runs from base 1 to 1209 and encodes 402 amino acids.
AUGAAGCUCGUAUUAAGUCAUCUUCAGACGGACGAUAUGAUUGUAUGUCUCUGUUCACUUACAUUCUCCUGUAAAAUGGAAUCUUAUACAUUGGAGGAUAUUUUAAAUAAACACUUACCGGUAAACGAGUUACUAGAAGUGAAGAGAAUUUUAUAUGGAGGAGAAUUAAGGGAUUUGAACCUUCCAAAGUCCAAAGGCACCGAUGAUGUCGAAAUAAAGGGAUGGAAGUUUAGUGCUUCACCCGAGCAGCUUCGUCAACCUCGAAUAGUUCGAGUUGGUUUGAUACAGCAUUCGAUCGUACUGCCAACGACAAGUCCUAUCAAUCAGCAAAGGGAUGCUAUAUUCCAAAAAAUUACAACAUACGUGGAACAAGCCGCUGAGUGUGGAGUCAAUGUACUUUGCCUUCAGGAAGCUUGGUCGAUGCCUUUCGCCUUUUGUACGAGGGAGAAACAGCCAUGGUGCGAAUUUGCGGAGGAUGCAUCGGACGGUCCGAGUGUCGAGGUUCUUCGCAAGUUGGCACAGCGCUACAACAUGGUCAUUAUAUCACCAAUUCUGGAACGGGACAGUAACAAAGGUGACACAAUGUGGAACACGUGUGUGGUGAUCGGCACAGAUGGCAAUAUCAUUGGGAAGCACAGGAAAAAUCACAUUCCACGAGUUGGGGAUUUUAACGAAUCAACUUAUUACAUGGAGGGCGAUACGGGGCAUCCUGUUUUUGAGACUCGGUUUGGUCGUAUCGCUGUCAACAUUUGUUACGGCCGACAUCAUCCGCAAAACUGGAUGAUGUUUGGAGUAAAUGGCGCAGAGAUCGUAUUCAAUCCUUCAGCAACAGUCGGUUUACUGUCCGAGCCCUUGUGGCCAAUUGAGGCUCGCAACGCAGCUAUAGCAAACAGUUAUUAUACCUGUGCGAUAAACAGAGUUGGUACUGAAAUAUUUCCCCAUGCUUUUACCUCUGGGGACGGUGCUCCUGCUCAUCAAAACUUUGGCCACUUCUAUGGAUCGAGUUAUGUGGCUGGGCCAGAUGGAACCAGAACUCCCGGACUUAGUCGUCAUCGUGACGGUCUUCUAGUUGCCGAAUUGGAUCUUAAUCUUUGCCGUCAGACAAGAGACGCUUGGGGAUUCAGGAUGACGCAGAGACUGGACAUCUAUGCUCGAGAACUUGCAGAGGCCGUUAAGCCUGACUACAAGCCACAAGUAAUUCGGGAAUAAGGCCUUUCGCUUUUUCAAUUUAUUUAAAGCUCUUGACGUCUUCGUCUUUUAAGAGUUUGGUGAGUUGAAAAUCAACACUUUUUGUUCAUUUGAUUAAGAGACAGUCACACAUCGAAUAUUUACCUAGCUGAUGUAUCCGUAAGAUACGAUGAUUUUCCAAAAAUACGAUAAUACGAAGUAGCAAAAUCAUAAACAUAAGCUUGGAUAUAGAUUUUCAGUAGAAAAUUGCUUUAAAAUAGCACAAAUUCUAGUAUAUUCAUUCUAUUUCGCUCUACGAUUGCUUAUUAUUUUCUUAGAAUUAUAUUUGGAAAAUUUCGCGAAACAGAUUCGCUCUUCACUAGUCAAUUUAUUAUCGCUAUUCGUUGAUCAAUCUCGACAACAGUACAAUUUUCAAAGUACGAAUAUUUAGUUACACCAACGUGAUAAAAAAAAAAAAAAAGUGUCUCACCGGUGCUGUAGAAAAGAGUUUUCUGAAUAAAUUCCGUCUUUGCAGCGAGAAAUCGAAUAAAAAUACCAGAUUUUUCACCACUUAAAAGUGAUUUGACUUGAAAAAUCGCCAUCUGAGCUGUUGCCAACAACUUUGAUCAUUCCUUUUCUUUACGAAUACAUUAAUCCGAUAAAUACCCAAUGUACACUUAUCUCGUAAUGAAA